GGGACAGCGGCAGCAGCGGCUUCAUCUACCACUGCCAGAGUUGCAGCUUCGAUGCCCACUUCUUGUGCCUUCACAUGCCUCGGACGGCACUCAGCCGCGGCCACCAGCACCCCCUUCACCUCUUGUUCCGCCCACCUACCCAAGGCAGCACCUGCUGUGAUCCUUGCCGCCUUCAGAUACACCACUGCUGCUACAAGUGCAGCAAAAAUUGCGACUUUGUUUUACACCCAUGGUGCUUCACUAAGCAACUGGUAACCAACUCAGAGAGGAAAUGGAGGAAAAGGGAUAUGGCAUGGGCAGUUACAAAAUUGGUUGCAAGGAGAGCUUUCAAGCUCCUACCGUUGGAUGAUUUGGGUGAAGUGAUGGACGGUUUACUCAACGGAUCGGAGGACCUCCCUGACAUCAACGACAUCUUCCAGGCCCUCUUCUCCGGCAAUACCGACGUCGCCGACGGCACCAACAGCUGUAUCUUCGACGAGAUUACCAUCGACGACCUGCGUGACUGCUUCAUUGGCAGUGACAAUCCUUUGCAAGCGGAGUUUGUUUCCUUGUUUCAUGCGCAUUUGGAAGGGAUGGCUGCGGGUGAGACAUCUGCUUCCUCGAAACUCCUUUCAACCGACUCUAACAAUGGCAGCACCAAGAAGGAACCAGCAUCUUGAAAAAGGUUCCUUGCCUCUGGUAUAUUCUAUAUGUUGUCAGAUUAAAGCCCCUCGUCGCCACCGCAGUUACAUCUACUUGU
Messenger RNA from Nymphaea colorata (pocket water lily), 739 nucleotides. RefSeq lists its product as uncharacterized. The coding region runs from base 75 to 659 and encodes 194 amino acids. The record is from RefSeq and is a predicted model, not a curated record. Lineage: Eukaryota; Viridiplantae; Streptophyta; Magnoliopsida; Nymphaeales; Nymphaeaceae. The transcript has 3 exons.